Molecule: messenger RNA, 1414 nt
Organism: Myzus persicae (green peach aphid)
Lineage: Eukaryota; Metazoa; Arthropoda; Insecta; Hemiptera; Aphididae
Gene: cpx
Product: complexin
Exons: 7
Coding region: 909-1334 (141 amino acids)
Biological process (GO): synaptic vesicle exocytosis; regulation of neurotransmitter secretion; neurotransmitter transport
Cellular component (GO): SNARE complex; terminal bouton
Molecular function (GO): syntaxin binding
Source: RefSeq, a predicted model, not a curated record
CCGUCGUAAACACAUACACGCGCGCACACUUGCACAUACACACGCACACACUCGCACGGAGACGCGCGUGCGCUCAUUUACGCGAAGCGCCGGUGUCGCCGCCGCCACCGCCGCCGUUGUCGUAGCACCACCGCUGCCGGUCACUGGUACCGUUGCUGUCGAUGUCAGUCCACCACGAGACCACGACACGCAUUUGUCUUGCGUCACACAACUUGCACGUCUUUUCACUCUGUCCAAAAAAAAAUUUACUUACACAAAAUCUUAAAUAAAAAAAAAAAUCACACACACACACACACACACACAUAUAUAUUUUCAUACAUAUAUAUUAUAUACUUAGAGACGUGUAUACCUAUAUACAUAUAUGUGUGUAUGUAGUAUGUAUGUAUGAAUUUUUAUACAUGUGACAUGUUAUAAUAUUAUUAUAUUGUCGUAAUAUAAUAUUAUAAUCUCUGAAUUCCGACACGUUGCCCGUCGGACGAAAUAUUAUUAAUCGACCGUUAUCGGAUGAGACCACGCGACGACAACAAGUCGUUCGUACUCUGAGCGGUUAAGACAUAAAAUAUAACAUAAUAUUAACAACAAAAAUAUAAUACACAAAAACUCGCUAUCAUCGUAUUCAGUUAUUAUCACACUUUUACCUUGUGAGACAACGACGACAACGACGAGACAACGGACAAAAUUUUUGCCGGUAUCGGCGUCGAAGGGGGCUUUUGACGGGCCGUCCACCAGCGGCAACGCAACGUACGUAUUCCGCACUGGCAGAAUACACACGUGUUGGCACGUUUCCACGCUUUACACAUUCAACGAGAACAGAUUUAAAACAGAGCAUUGACGGUUUAUCAGAUUCUCAAACGGACUACUUAAAGAAAAAUCUUAACUCAAGUUUUCAAGAGAAGCAUUGAAGCAUAAUGGCGGCUUUUGUGGCAAAGCAAGUGGUCGGAAACAAAUUAAACGCCGUAAAAGGGGCAGUGGGCGAUGGCGGUGAAUCGGCCGAGGACAAAGAGAAAAACGCAGAAGCAGAGAGGGAACGGUUGGAGGCAAUCCGGGAGGCCGAGGAAAGACGCAAAGAGAAGCACCGCAAAAUGGAGGAAGAGCGGGAGAAAAUGAGACAAGAAAUCCGAGAUAAGUACAACAUCAAGAAGAAAGAAGAAUUACCCGAACCGGUACAAGAGGAGCCCGCCAAUCCGUUGAUGCGCAAAAAGAAAACGCCCGAAGAGUUGGCCAAAGAGGCAGAAAUGGAAGAAGAGGACGAAUUUACGAAGUUGAAGAAUACCAUCGAGACACAAGUGAACGAACUCAAGUCUCAAAUCGAGAGCAAGUGCAGUCUCCAAUGAGAUGUGUUCAAAAACAAUGCGGAACAAUACAUAAGAUAACCUAAUUGCAAAAAAAAAAACAAAAAAAAAUUUUAAAAACC